Molecule: messenger RNA, 3090 nt
Organism: Sinocyclocheilus anshuiensis
Lineage: Eukaryota; Metazoa; Chordata; Actinopteri; Cypriniformes; Cyprinidae
Product: homeobox protein aristaless-like 4
Exons: 4
Coding region: 299-1402 (367 amino acids)
Biological process (GO): regulation of transcription by RNA polymerase II
Molecular function (GO): DNA-binding transcription activator activity, RNA polymerase II-specific; RNA polymerase II transcription regulatory region sequence-specific DNA binding
Source: RefSeq, a predicted model, not a curated record
UUCAGAAGACGCAUUUUUCGUUCCUCCUCUAACUUUAAGGGGGCUUUUUAGCUUUUGGGUAGCUAUCCGUUUCGGGAAAACAUCUGAAUCAUUUUAUAACCAAAGCCAGCUGCUGCACAAGUCUAUGCGUGCGUGUGUGAGUGUGCGUGUAUUCGUUUUGUAUGAGGAAGAGGGAGAGAGUGUUAAGAGUAUCUGAUCGCUUUGCUCUCCAAAAAGGAAAGAAAGAAAGAAAGAAAGAAAGAAAGGGGGGAAUCGCUUGGACUUCUUUUUCUUCCCGAAACUUUUUUUUUUUGUAGGAAUGAACGCAGAGACGUGCGUUUCAUACUGCGAAAUGACAUCUAUGGAUUCAUAUUAUAGCCCAUCUGCACCGCAAGGUAGGGAUCACCAGGCGAACCCUUUCAGGACAUUCCAGGCGAGUGACACCAAAUACAGCCCCGCUUUCCUGACCAACAAAGGUCAGGGGUACGGGGAGAAAUCUGGGAGCCCGUUCCAGCAGGAAUGCCAGUCAUUGGAUGCCACUGCUGGGGAAGGCACCUUUAACAAAUACCACCUCUUCAUGCAGAGGUCCUCCUGCAAAACUCCCCCAGACAGCAGCAAACUCCAGCAGGAAAGCGGACACAACGGAGGACUCAUCGCGUGUUAUGGUAAAGACAGCACAGGGCUGACAGAUUCUGAGUUGCCCCAAAACAGUGAUCCUGCAGGGAUGGAUGGCAGCUACCUCAGCGUAAAGGAGUCAGGAGUGAAAAGCCCUCAGCAGCCAAACUCAGAGUUGGCUUCUCCAUUGGACAAGGCUGAGGGAGAGAGCAACAAGGGCAAGAAAAGACGCAACCGCACCACCUUCACAAGCUAUCAGCUAGAGGAGCUGGAGAAAGUCUUUCAGAAAACACACUAUCCCGAUGUCUACGCCCGGGAACAACUCGCACUGAGGACUGACCUGACAGAAGCUCGAGUACAGGUGUGGUUCCAAAACCGCAGAGCCAAGUGGCGGAAGAGAGAGCGUUUCGGACAGAUGCAGCAGGUCCGGACACAUUUUUCCACGGCCUAUGAACUGCCCCUUCUCACUCGGCCUGAGAACUACGCUCAGAUUCAGAACCCUUCUUGGAUAGGCAGCAGCAGUGCGGCGUCUCCGGUGCCCGGCUGCGUUGUACCCUGCGACUCAGUCACUUCCUGCAUGCCACCUCAUCCACAUGCUGCUAGCGGAGUGUCUGACUUCUUGGGCGUACCCAGUCCUGGAGGUCACAUGGGACAGACACACAUGGGCAGCUUGUUUGGGAGUCCAGGCAUGAGCACUGGCAUUAAUGGGUAUGAUCUAAACAUGGACCCUGACCGGAAAUCCUCCAGCAUCGCGACAUUGCGAAUGAAAGCUAAAGAACACAGUGCAGCCAUCUCUUGGGCUACAUGACUCCCCCGUGAUCAGGACAUUAUCUCUGAAGUCCCUCAACAAAUAAGAGAAGGAGCAAAUGUUAACAUGAGUUAGCCACAAAAGCAUGACCUGGGAACAAGGAGUGCGUGGAUUGACAAAGAAAAAAGUAAUAGAGAUACCAGGAUGAUUUAUUUCAAUUUGAAGUCUAGAGAGACAAGACAAAAUCAGAGAUCAUAAAACUGAGAAUGUUCUGGCUUUAAAACAAGAAAGAAAUAAAAGAAAGACGACAGAAACUUGACAUCUGAAUGCAUAAAAGAAUUAAAUGAAAAAGAAAAAAUGAAUAGAAAAAAACCCUGCACUUAUCCGCCACUAGUGUCCCAUUUGUAAACAUACAUAAAUUUAUAUAAACACAUCUGGCUUUGUUUUCAUCUCAGCAUAAUCAAAACCUGUUAAAUUCCUGUUCUGUCACAGACUCCUUUUCUAAAUAUGCCAUCUCUGCCUAGACUGUUCCAAAGGACUUACAAUAGAGUUUCUCACAGUAAAAACUUUCCCAUUGCAGCCUUUAUCCAAACAUGUAUGCAGUAGUAAUCGGGGUAGACUGGACUUUCUUUUUAUACUAACUCCCCAUAUAAAACCUGACAAAAUCCCUCAUUGAUCACACCAACAUUGAUUAGUUUGUUCAUAUUAAUUCAUUUGGCCUUGCAGACGUCUAUCAGCUAUUUAGAAUAAGUACUACACGUGCCACAGUCUAAAAAGGGGCCAAGCACUUGAGAAAAAGUCUGUUGGGAGCUGCGCAUCAGGCAUGAUAGACUUAAGAGGGCCUGGAGGUGCCAGACAUCAGCCAAAAAAUAAAGGCAUAACUCUCUUGCAGGUAACUAGGCAUUCCAAGGAAGUUUUCACUUGCCUUGAUGAAUUGUGUGCCCCCAGUACCAGUAGUCCCAGGAAAAAAAAGAGAAGUGCGAUCUGCUAGUGCAAACCCAAUGUGGUGGUGGUCUCUGUCCACACUGCAAUCUAUCUUUCUCUUCUUAGCAACCACAUUUAAUUUUUUUUUCUGGAAGAAAAAAUUGUUUUAAAGCUGUUUGGCAAGAUAUGACAGCAGCAUUCUCUGAGAUACAAAUCUUGGAUCCGUCAUACAAGCCAACAAAUUGAAUGUUAAACAUAACUAAGAACUACAGUCUACAGAGAAUGAAGGAUGCAAAAAUAGGUUGAGAAAGUUUUCUUUCUUUGUGUCAUGAAUAUCAUGACACGCUUGAAUUUUUUCAGUGAAUGUUGGUGCCUUAGCUGCCUUCAUUCUCUAAGCCCUGGCUAUAUAAUAUCUACAGUGUUGGGGCUGUCUGAAAUUUGAGCCAUGCUUCAUUAAUUUUUUUGGCAGAAGUACCCAUUGCAAUAUCUCAAAUGAAACUAUCAACUUGCCAAUCUGGGCAUCAUCCUCCACGGCUUUGAUUGGGUGGAAGCAAUACUGGGCUUUGGCAUGUAAUCACUGACAUUGCCAUGCACAGAGGUGACAGAAAUAUAAAGCAAGCACUAUUGCAAGGUACUACAAGCUUUCUGAUUUUCCAGAGUCAGAUUUAGAUCAGGUAAAACAAAGAAAGCUGUUUGAAAUCUGGAGACGAAUCUGAUCCGUUCUGCCCUUUGGAGAAGCCAUUUCUAAUUUGUAAUGAGAACCACAUUUCCUUUCCUUCAUUCUGCUGUGCAGCUUAUCUAGAUCCCUGGAGAUACUUAUAUAU